Messenger RNA from Musa acuminata AAA Group (dessert banana), 2062 nucleotides. RefSeq lists its product as uncharacterized. The record is from RefSeq and is a predicted model, not a curated record. The coding region runs from base 78 to 1871 and encodes 597 amino acids. Lineage: Eukaryota; Viridiplantae; Streptophyta; Magnoliopsida; Zingiberales; Musaceae. The transcript is spliced from 8 exons.
ACGAAUCGACGCAUCUCGUCCUCUCUUCCAACGAUCCCUUUGUCUCGCGUCUUCAUCUUGUUCUUGCGAGAUUGGAGAUGGAGAAGCUCCGGUUGGAUCUGAUGAAGGAAGCAGAAGCCGUCUGCACUGAGGACGACGAACUGUACGAGGAGAUCGAGGCCCCCAAGUUCGUCGAUUUCACCGUCCCCGACCGAUUCCGCCCGGACGACCGCUCCUGGUUCUGCGCCCGCGUCGGUUGUGAUCAGACUCACGAGGAAGUUGAUCCUGAAGCUCUGUACAGAACCUUUCUGCUUCGGGUCAUGGCGGCAAGAAGCCCCAAUGUGCGACAUCGAAAAGCAUUAGGUCGACCAGCUUCAAGUUUAAUCCCGAGAUGUCCUCAAUCUGCUCCCGCAAAGUCCUCCAAGAGUAGGAUUGCGAGAUUGAGCACUAUGAUUGCAGUCCCAGAAAGCACGGCAAAGUCAAAACUGAAGGACCAUCCAAUCUCGAGCUUGAGAUCAACCCCAAGCCGAGACAAGGCAAAACCGCAGCAUUGCCCGAUGAAGGAGGCAUUAACAGAGCCAAGAAGGCAAAGGUGUCUCACCAACCGAGAGGGAUUUCGGAGCGUGAGGCAUCAAAAGGAACCAGUUCCUGUGGUGAAGAAUAAGGCCGUGGUGAGGUCUCUAUUUGACGAUACAACCAAGGAAAGGCCUCUGAGGACGACUACUCCAUCCAAGUCCACUGCUCCCCCUGUAUCAGAGGAUCGUCCCGAGACGAGAAAGCUUAAAGUAGGCAGUCGUAUGAAGAACGUGCCCAGCAGGUAUCUCUGCAUACCGAAAACUCCAAUGAGUUCUAAGAGAGCUGAAGAUUCUGCAAAGAGUUUGAAUAGAGCUAAAGAAACUAAAGUUAGUACAAAGUUGAAAACCGAGCCCUCUUCGAAGAUAUGUGAUCCGUCAGAGCGUCAAGAAAUCAGCCGUGACGGCUCAAAUGACAUGGAAACUGAUGGAAAAUUGAGCAACCUCAGUGUCGCAGCUACUAAUGUUGAAGAGCCUCUUCCAUCUCUGGUUGCGGGAUUAGAGUCUCUGCAAUUAGCUAAAGCGGACUCCACAAACUUGCAUAGCUCAACAAUGGAGAAUUGCGAGAAAGUUACAGAGAAUGAGGUUCCUCUGCCUCAUGCUUCCAGCAAAAGAUCAGCUAGCGAGGCAGGAAAUGAAGAAAAUUCUACUGAGUUGGAUGAUAAUAAGGAAAAUGCUUCAGACACCAACAAAGGAAGGUAUUGGCAAAUCUAUUUGAUUUAUUUACCUUUCGAUGCUACUCUUUUUACUGGAAAGAUUUUACUUGUACUUUUACUGGCAAACGAUGAUAGAGUUCUGAAUUCAAAUGCCAAAAGGGAUGCGAGCGAGGACUUUAAGUCUGCAGCUAGUGAGAAUGUUCCCCCAAAGGUACUUCGACCUCAAAUCAACUCCUCUGAUAGAGUAGGAAAGCAUAAGAGAACGACAAACCCGAAGCCUUUUAGACUUAGAAUUGAUGAAAGGGGAAUUCUUAAGGAAGCAAAUCAGGAGAGAAGGCUUCGGAUUGAAGCUCAAGCUCAGAAGCAAGCUGAAUCGACUCUCAGAACGAAGGCAUUAGUUGGCAAAGAGAAAAUAGCCGAAAAACCUCAGAGCAGGCUUCUCAAGAUGGCAUCAUCGAGGCAAACACUCGAGGAUGGAAGUGUGACAGCACUGAGGAAAGCACCAGUUUCACAAACAGGAAGAGAAAACUGCAAGACCACAAGUCCUGCAGUCACGACGUUGAAGGCGAAAAGGCCAGCAGCAACAGUUGCAAGAGAGCCAAACUUCCACAGGAUCCAUCUACCAAAGGGUUGCUCCAAAAGGGUAGAGGUACAGCAGAGCUGAUGAACUCGGUUCCACCUUCAUUCCUUUAUUGAAUGAAUUCUUCAUCUGUGCCUAAAGCUCCCAGCAUGUUUCGUUCAAUUGUUCCAUUGAAUUCUUUAGUGUGUAAAAUGUGAAAGGUCCACCGGAAUUUCCAUUUCUUUUUUGUUUCAAGCAUCCAUCCAAAUAGGACCCAAAUCUAAUUUGACAUGAAA